Messenger RNA from Hemiscyllium ocellatum (epaulette shark), 6972 nucleotides. RefSeq names its product phosphatidylinositol-4-phosphate 3-kinase, catalytic subunit type 2 beta (gene pik3c2b). Gene Ontology annotation, biological process: phosphatidylinositol 3-kinase/protein kinase B signal transduction; phosphatidylinositol-mediated signaling; phosphatidylinositol-3-phosphate biosynthetic process. Gene Ontology annotation, cellular component: cytoplasm; phosphatidylinositol 3-kinase complex; plasma membrane. The transcript has 34 exons. Lineage: Eukaryota; Metazoa; Chordata; Chondrichthyes; Orectolobiformes; Hemiscylliidae. The coding region runs from base 406 to 5391 and encodes 1661 amino acids. Gene Ontology annotation, molecular function: 1-phosphatidylinositol-4-phosphate 3-kinase activity; phosphatidylinositol binding; 1-phosphatidylinositol-3-kinase activity. The record is from RefSeq and is a predicted model, not a curated record.
UCUUUCUCUCUCUGUAUGUUAAUUGUGGAGCAGGAAUGGAGAGGGCAAACGACCCCAGAGAUGCUUAGGCUGUUUCAUCCCAUCGGGACCUGAACAGGGAGCACGGGAAGGGACUGUGUGCAGUGUCCCUGCGUUCUGUCGAGACAGAGCAAACGAGGAGUGAUGAAUAGCGUUGUAUAAUGUGCAAACAUCACCACUUAGGAUGGAGGGAGAGUCAUUGGAACAACUGAAGAUGACUGGGUACAGGACACUACCCUGAGGAACUCCUACAGAGAUAUCCUGGAGCCAAGAUGACUGACCUCCACUAACCACAAUCAUCUUGUGGGCCAGCUGCAAUCCAUUAUGACUUUGUCCCUCAGUCACCUAUUCCAGAAGAAGUAAGAUUCACCCGUACCAGCCAUUAGGAUGUCUCAACCCACAGGCAGCAAGGAACACUGGAAACCCUGGGAGUUCUCUGGGAUCAGCCGUCAGGAACUGGCACUGGCAGAAGCUCUUCAGAUGGAGUAUGAUGCCCUAUCGAGGCUUCGGCAGAGUAGUACAACAAGAGACGACAGCAAGUCCAAACAUAUUAACAGCCUGCAACUGAUUUCAUUUGAGGACCCUUUGUUGGAGUACAGCCAAUUGAGGAAUGACUGCAAUACCUUUAAAGGAACCCAUGGUCUGUCAGGGUCAGACCCCGGUCUCAGUUAUAGCAAAGGCCCUUCUUUGUCAAAUCGAGGCAUCGCGUGUUCCUCAACUACCUCAGUUCCCAGGCCACCAAACCCCCAGUGCCAAGAAGACUCAGAAUACCAUUCAUUAUGGAAGGAUGUUACCACAGCCACAACUGCCACCACCACCAAUUCGACCAUCAGUGGCUGCAUACAGCAACCAAUCCGUACAGGACUCUUCACCACUGAGGGGACAUCUUGCCAACGUGGAGAUUAUUCCAUCAUUGACUAUGCUCCACCAAUUCCACCACGAGUUCCUCUAGGUCCCAGUCGAAAUGCCACGUUAACAGAUCAUUGGUCCAAGGGGCAGCCUGGUGAGAGCAUUGAGAAAUUGACCAUACCCAAUGACAUCAAUAUAUUCUCUCCCAACAGUGAUGACUCGAAUGGUAAAAUAGUAGAACCACCAAGUUUUUACUCCAACCAAAGGAUCUCUGAUGAAGAGUUUGAGUUGAUUGACUAUGAUGAUUUGAAUGAUGCCAUAACAAAGCUGAAUUUAAUGUCAACCUAUGGAGAAAAUACAAAGCUGAUAAGAGUUGGCAGCAUUGGCCCCAACUCCAUCUGUAAAAGAAAAGAUAAAAAGGAAGAAACCUCUGGGAAACCCGUCAGUCGAAGUAAGACUCUUCCACCUCAGGUGCCUCCACGGACCUAUAUGUCUAAAUAUGGAAACCAGAACAAUGCUGUCUAUCAGGACAAGAAUCAAAUGGUCUCCAUUGAUCCGAGCACCUUGCAGCAGAAUUAUGAGUCCUGGAACUAUGAGCUACUGGAGGUUUCCGAAGAGAGGAAUGAAGAAGUUGCAGCGUUCUGUCACAUGCUGGAUGUGCUUCGAAGCCGCUACACCUGUGAUGGUGCAGAAAACAUGGGAUUAAUCUGGAGUCCAGUGGUCAUCCGAAAUGACCAACAUGGAGAUGGCAUCAGUGUGAAAGUUACUGUGUCUGCCAGCAGUCUGUCCGAGCCGCUUACAUUCACGUGUGAUGGGGGCUCCACAGUAGAUCUAGUUAUUUAUCAGACUCUCUGUUACAUCUAUGACAACCUCCGUGGCAUAAACGUUGACAACUUUGUCUUGAAGAUAUGUGGUCUGGAAGAAUUUCUACAGAAUAAACACACAAUUGGGAGUCACAAAUAUGUUCAGUUUUGCCGUAAGUUUGAUGUGGAUAUUAAACUCUACUUGAUGGAACUCAAGGCAGUUCGCAAGGACUUGAUGCGUACGGUCAGUGAUGAUCAGAGUCAAUCAACUCUUAACCAUUUCAUACAUCUGCAAGAAAGACCCUUAAAACAGACCAUAACGAGGCAAGCUCUGACCCUCCUCUUUGACACCUAUCAAAAUGAAGUGGAUAACUUUCUGUUGGCUGAGGUCGAUCAUUCACAAAAGGCCGAGAGGGUGGUUCAGUCUGUGAUGGCCAUUUGCAAUGCACUUGCCUUGGUCGAGACACAGGAGAUAACCAAUGCCUUGAAUCAGUUGCCACCCUGUCCCUCACGGCUACAUCCCAGGAUACAGAAGGAUCCCUGCUUGCUGACAGUGAGAGAGAAUCGAGCCAAAAUAGGGGAAGCUUUAACAGCUGCCAUCCUGGAUCUGGUGGAACUCUACUGCAACAGUUUCAAUGCAGAUUUCCACACGGUGGUUCCAUGCCGGAGGGAUGCUCAAACACAAAGUGCCUCCCUUGUUGAUAGUCCCCUCUGUUUUACCAUCUAUGCAGCUCACCGGAUUCCCAUCUCAUGGGCAACAAGUUAUGAAGAUUUUUAUUUGUCAUGUGGCCUCAGUCAUGGUGGGAAAGAGUUGUGUGGUCAGCUGCAGACCAAGAAAGCUCAUGUCUACAAGUACCUGUUCCAUCUUCUUAUAUGGGACCAAAACAUCUGUUUUCCAAUUAAUAUUAAUCAGCUGCCACAAGAGACCCUCUUGACACUGACGCUGUAUGCAUUUCCCGUUCCCCCUCCUGGGACCUCAUCUGAAGGCAACAAACAGCGACGGACAGCAGAAACAAUGGGAUGGGUCACUAUGCCACUUUUUAACUUCAGACAUGUGUUGUCAUGUGGUAGAAAGCUGCUUGGUCUAUGGCCAUCCUGCCAACGAACUAUCCUCACCACACUGACUGCCUGCAAUUUCAUCCAGCCAGACAGUGUCAUCUUACAGAUUGACUUUCCUUCUUCUGCAUUUGAUGUCAAGUUUAUAACUCCUCCCCCAGCGGAAUUCAGUCCCAAGUACGACUUCAGUAGCCUGGAUGAUACAUCACGGAAGCGACUGAAGGAAGUGAUGCAGAAGAAGUCUCUCUUCUGGCUGACAGAAGUAGACAAAAAGUUGCUGUGGGAGAAGCGAUAUUACUGUCACACAGAAUGCAGCUGCCUGCCUCUGGUGCUUGCCAGCGCCCCCAGCUGGGAGUGGGCCUGCCUGCCUGAUAUCUACACCCUCCUCAAGCAAUGGAAUUGUCUCAGCCAUCUGGAUGCUUUGGGUCUUCUUCAUGCUACAUUUCCUGAUCAGGAGCUGCGCCGCACUGCAGUGCAUUGGAUGGAAACAAUGUCCACAUCAGAACUGGUGGACUUCCUACCUCAAUUAGUACAAGCCUUGAAGUUUGAAUGUUACUUGGACAGCCCCCUGGUGAGGUUUCUGAUGCGGAGAGCAAUCUGCGAUGUGAAAAUCGCCCAUUAUUUUUACUGGUUAUUGAAGGAUGCGUUAAAUGACUCUCACUUCAGUGCCCGAUACCAGCACCUUCUUGGGGCUUUGCUGUGCUGUGUUGGAAAGGGCAUGAGGGAGGAGUUUGACAAACAGACCAAGCUAACUCAUAUCCUGGCUAAAAUAGCACAAAAAGUCAGAGACAUUGCUCCAUCUUCACGACAGACUGUACUUCGGGAAAACAUGGAGGAAGUGCAACAAUUCUUCAGUGUUCAGGAUCACUGUCGCUUGCCUUUGAACCCAAGUCUUUUAGCCAAUGGAGUCAAUCCAAGAGCUUGCUCUUUCUUCAAUUCCAAUGCUGUUCCUUUGAAGAUCUCCUUCAUCAACGCAGACCCCUUGGGGGAAAACAUCAACGUGAUUGUUAAAACUGGCGAUGACUUGCGUCAAGACAUGUUAACUCUUCAAAUGAUACGCAUCAUGAACAAGAUUUGGAUUCAGGAAGGUCUGGACAUGCGUAUGAUAUUCUUCAAGUGCACCUCAACAGGAUGGGGGCGAGGAAUGGUAGAGAUGAUUCCGAAUGCAGAGACCUUGAGGAAAAUCCAAGUGGAGCACGGGGUAACAGGGUCUUUCAAAGACCAUCCACUCGCAGAAUGGUUACAGAAGCAUAACCCAAAUGAGGACGAAUAUGAAAAGGCUGUGGAAAAUUUCAUUUAUUCUUGUGCAGGCUGCUGUGUUGCUACCUAUGUCCUGGGCAUAUGUGACAGACAUAAUGACAAUAUUAUGCUGAAGACCAGUGGCCAUAUGUUCCAUAUUGAUUUUGGAAAAUUCCUUGGUCAUGCUCAAAUGCUAGGCAAUUUUAAGAGAGAUCGAGCUCCAUUUGUCUUUACUUCUGACAUGGCAUAUGUUAUUAACGGAGGUGACAAACCCUCCAGCAGGUUCCAUGACUUCGUCGACCUGUGCUGUCAAGCUUACAAUCUCAUUCGCAAGCACACAGAUCUUUUCCUCAAUCUUCUGGGACUGAUGCUAUCCUGUGGAAUUCCAGAGCUGUCUGAUGUCCAAGACUUGAGAUAUGUUUAUGAUGCUCUUCGACCUCAGGAGACAGAUACCCACGCUACCACUUACUUCACAAGGCUAAUUGAAUCCAGUCUGGGCAGUGUGGCAACCAAACUCAACUUCUUCCUUCACAAUUUGGCCCAAAUGAAGUUUUCUGGUAUCGAUGACCAUCCAACACUCUCGUAUGCUCCUAAAACAUACACAAUAAAGACUGAUGGGAAAAUCAAGGAAGUGUUUGUGUGUCGUCAUCAGAAAAUAUUCAACCCUAAUAAAGGAUAUGCUUAUGUUGUGAAAGUUGAACGGGAGGGACAGCAUGAUGCUGCGUUCAUACUGAGGACCUUUGAAGAAUUUAAUGAGCUGCACAAUAAGCUCCGGCUACUUUUCCCCUCAUCCAAAUUGCCAAGCUUCCCAAGCAGAUUUGUGCUUGGCCGAGGAGAGGCGAUGGCUGAGAGGCGCAAAGAGGAGCUAGAUAGCUAUAUCUGGCACUUAAUCCAUUCCCCUCCUGAGGUGGCUGAGUGUGACCUGGUCUACACUUUCUUCCAUCCACUUCCGAAGGAUGACAAGUCCUUGGCUGGAAAUACAGCUCCAAAACCAACAGAUGUCCCUCCAACACCACCAAUGGGGAAGGUUGGUGGUGAAGUGAAGCUGUCCAUCUCUUACAAGAAUGAUAAGCUUUUUAUCAUGGUGAUGCACAUUCGAGGCUUGGUUUUGCAGGAUGGGACUGAUCCAGAUCCUUAUGUCAAAAUUUAUUUACUGCCUGAUCCUCAGAAAACAAGCAAGCGAAAGACUAAAGUCGCUCGAAAGACUUGUAACCCAACAUACAAUGAAAUGUUGGUGUAUGAUGGUAUUCCCAAAGGAGAUGUUCAGCAGCGUGUUAUUCACUUGCGUGUGCUGAGUGAGGAAGCGUUCCGGGAAAACAUUAUGCUCGGCGAGGUGUACAUUAACCUCAAGGACUUCAACCUGAACCAGAAAAUAGUUGGCUGGUAUCACCUGGGAUCAACAACUCCGCAAGGCACUUUGUUCUAAGUAUUUAGUGAUGUCACUAAAGGCGCUCUGUUGGACCUCAAGUGAGGUGCGGGUUUGGGUGUGGGAGGGUUAGGGCAAGAACAAAUAACAAGGAAUAACCAAUUGUGUUUCCUUUGUUUUGUGUUUAUUUGAGAACUGACUUGAUGAGGAGGUUAAGCUAUUCAAACAUUGUUUUUGAGCCUCUUCAUUCUGGAAUGUGUUGAAAAGACAUUACCCUCAAACUCGAGGAUUACUGGGCAUGAUGUUGCAUGUGUCAUGAGCUGCAAACAAUUUGCUCCUAAGUUGUGUAUUAUUACACGAUGAAAAUGAAGGUAAAUAUUUGAACUGUUUAUAUGCUUUUUAAACUGUGGUGUGGGCGACCAUGUCGUAAUGAAGGACUGACUCCCAAGUUUUUUUUUGCACUAAACGCAAGCAACAAGAGGAACGAGGAAUGCUCCAGGAAUUUAUCAAAGUCCACAAGUAGGACUGUAGCACAACGGUGAGGAGUGUCAGCAUCCAGACCACAAUGAGCUCUCAUUCAAGUAUUCUCAGUACCCCACGUGUGCCUCAUGUUCCCAUCUGGGAAGUAUGUCAUUCAUACCUUGGUGGCUUUUGGGUGUGAAUGAAGCCAUGUGAUGCUAGAGAAGUGAUGUGUAGCAAAACUUCUCAAAUUGUUUAGGAACAUAUGAGCAGAGUAGACCGUUUAGCCUCUCAAAUCUUGUUCCACCUAAAUGAUUUCCAGCCACACGCAGCUUAUUAGGGUAACAAUUGGUCUUUGAUGCUGAGUGUUAAAUAGUUUUGUAGACUACUGUCUGAUAUUAAGCUCCAUUUAAGGCAAUGGAAUGGACCAUCAGGUGGGCUGUAUAAUGAGCAACCUGGGUGAUGUCAUGCAAAAUGCAUUUUUACCACAGUUUCUCUGAUCUUUGUACUGGGGUAAGGGUUGGAAGUGGAAGAAGCAACCUUCCAUCAGGGCACGGUCAUGUUGGGUCCAGCACUAAUCUUGUUAAUGCUGAAACUGUCAUUAUCUUAACAACCAUCAGAUUAUUUGCAAGAGCUUGUACAGUUUGUGCUGCAAAUAAUCCAGCUCAGGAAGUCAGUAUGUUUCUUGCAUUAAAAUGUUGAUGCUGUGUCACCUGAUUUGUCAGAUCGUCAAACAGCUGAGGCACCAGAAAGAUCGAAAAGGUCCCAAGUUCAAUCUAUGCUCAAUGUUGAGUUUGUUGGUUUCAGCUGGGGCAACAACUGAGGCUGCAUAAUGACUUGGGCAGCCCUGGGCUCGACAUGGGGAGGGAUGGGCGUUCAACAUGGUUUAAAGUCUAACUGAUCUUGAGUCAAUGAUCUUUCGGCAAAGGAAAGUCAUGUGAACACUGGAGAAAGUAAGGUUGGUUUUUACUGCUACACCCAUGAUCAAAACCCUGCCAAUGCUCACUACUUGUAUAUGAGUGCCCACAUUCAUUGUCCAGAUUUGUAUAAUUCGCAGAGGUGAAGCACUGAAAACUGAGCAACCAUGCACUCUUUCUCUCUGAUCACUAAUAGAUUUUUUUUUGGAUUAUAUCAGGUCACUGUCACGAUUGAAAAAUUAAAAUGGAUUUUAUUGUUAUCACA